AUGACCCUGGAGUCCUGCUCAGCGCAAGCUGCGCUGGCGAUCGCCUCCACUCAGUUGCAGGUUUACCCCCAGCAUCUAGCGAUUGCUGUGGUCCUGGGGGUGUUACUGGGAUUCGCUGCUGGCGGCCUCCUCUAUAAGUUUGUAUUGGAACCGGCUUUGCAAAGAAAGGAUAAUUAUUCCAGCGGAUUUAUUGAAAACUCAGAUUCCGAGGAAAGCCAGAGGAAUGAAAGUAAUACAAGAGCAUUUCAAGGAAUCGGUCACCAGAAUCAAGGUUCCCCUUUCCUCGAGGAAAAUGAAACUUCAUUGAAUAGUGAUAUAGCCGCUUUUGCUCUGCGGGCAAAAGUUAUAUAUCCUAUUAAUCAGAAAUUCAGGCCUCUGGCAGAUGGAUCAUCUAAUCCCUCUCUGCUCAAGGAUGUGAAACAGAGACAUCAGGUCAAGAGACCACAAGAAGAUACUACAUUCAUUUCUGAAUCAUACAGUCAGGAGGAUGAAAAAAACUGUUAUUUUACAGGAAAUAAUUCAUCGUCAGAUCCAAACACAUAUAAAGAUGAAAUAUUUCCAAAGGUUACGUUUCUUCCAGAGUUACUAGUGUAUACAAGCCCUCAGAUUGAGCUUGGUCUCUACAGCCUCAAUUUACAAGCCUUGAAGCAGUUAGAUACAGAUCUCCAUGGCGAAAAGUACACGAUGUUUCUUCAGAUACUGAGAAUACAGCUGAAUGACUUGUACGUUAAUGAAAAAAUAGAAGAGGAUUUCUACAAAGAGUUCCUUUCUACACAAGAAAAGGAACUGGAAGAGCUCAAGAAACAGCAUCAGUUUAUGCCAUCUGCUACAGCUGAGAGAAAGGACUCAGAUGCUUGUUAUACAUUAGAGGAAACUGAACAAAAUGAGAGUAAUUAUUUACAAUAUGCCAUACGACAGAUCAGUGGGUUCCUUGAGCAGAUUAAAAAUGCUCGAGGCUUCUUUCUGAAUCAUUCCAAGCUUCCCAAGACUACAGUGGAGGACAUCAUGAGGAACACAUGUGAGAAAAUGUACCAGGUGGAGAAUCUGCAAACUGACUUCCAAAAUUUGCAAGCCACGGUUAUUCAGGACAACCUGCUGCAUUGGGAACUGAUGGCAAAAAGGCUUCACUCCUUCAUGUGGCUUACUCAGCGAGAAACCAGAGACAGGUCAAAGAUGGUGUCAUCGAUCCUAGAUACACUCUCCAGCGAUGGCCAACUGUCUUUUAUGCAAAAGGAAGAGAUCUUAUCCAGAUUUCAGCAUGAUCUUCAGGACGAAAUGCAAAUGUGUAAGAGAGAAUGCAUCAAACAGACUAAAGAGCGUGUUUUAGACAUGAAGAAACAGCGCAAAGUUUUGAUGAAAAGACUCAAGGAUACACAGAGGAAUGACACAGUGAAUUUGACAGACCAAGCACAGCAGAUGCUAGAUCCAACUGAAUUCAUUAAGAGCUAUCAUGAGCUUAUGGAGCGUCAGUGGCAUGUCCGCUGUGCUGCGGAGAACGAAGAGGACAAUAAGGAUGCCAGGGAGGUUAAUGAACUGUGGAAGAGACUUCAUUCUGCCUCAUCCAGCGCUGCAGAGAAACUGGUCAAAGAGCUUUUUCUAGAGACUCUUCCAAACCUGACAGAAGUACCUUCAUGUAAAAUGGAAAUUCUAAGGACUCACAUGCUGCAAGAUCUAACAGCAAGCAAGGAGAGAGCGACAGAAGAAAGAAAACGGCAUCUGAAACUGGUCCAAGAUAACGUGACCCAAGUGAAGCAGACUUGGCAAGAAGACCAGGUACUUGCUUCAGCGAAGCAGCAACAUCUGGUCGACCAACAGGAGAAGAUCAUUCAAGGCUUCCUAAAGAGACAGAGUGGCCUGGACGAGGAGGUUUCUAAACGCAUUGUGCUGGAACACAAGCUGGCUCUACAAGCCAUGGUCAGGCAGCUAGCUCUGAGGCAGCUCAGUCUCAAGAUGCUCAAAGACAUGAGGCUUUCCAAGGGAAAAAGUCUACUGGAGGAACUCAGGGACCAACAGAUGAAAGAAUCAGCCAUUUGGGAUCAGGAUGAAGAUGAGAACAAGAGGCUGCAGAAAAACCUGCUGGCGGGAUUGUCUGAAGACCAGGAUAAGCUGUGCCAAGAGACUGAGACACUCAUUCAUAAUCAGCUCAAUGAGGAUACCCAGGCAGCCAUGGAUCAUUUAAGGCAUUUCAUGGAGCAGGUGACCGGUAUUGCUCUGAUCGAACAUGCCAGUCUCCAUUCAGCCAAACAGCAUCAUGGACCAAAUAGCGAGAAAUUGAAGAACGAAAUGAUUGAAAGAGCAGCUGAGAGCGUUUAUGUGACUAUGGGAGGAGCUGCCAGCCUGGUCCAGAAUUAUUAUCAGGAGAUCGAAGAGAUCAUGAAAGCCUACCGACAAGACAAAAAGAAGCAUCUGAUAUCCAUGCAAGAGACUUUAAAAAAUAAACAACUGAUUGAGGAGGAGACAUUGGUGGAGAAUCUGAGCAAAGACAUGAACGUGAAGAUGCUGACACAAGUGACCGGGAUUCAGCAAGAAAUGGUGCUUCAUCAGUGGAGAACGGGAGCUCAGCUUGUACUGGAGCAGGACAUGAGACUGGAGUUCCUAAAGCAGAGAAAACCACUCUUUCACUGCCUUAAGAGACGGGUUGAUAAACGACUGCAGGUAGCAGAGCAAAAUUUCAUAUCACAGCUUGCUGCUACAGCCAGAUUUCCCCAAAGAGAUUGGAAAGCACCAGAAAACAAGUUCAUUUCAGGACCCAAGAGUGCAUCUAAACAGUAGCUCAGAAGCUUCCCACUUCCACAGCAGAUGGGCGGGCAGUGAUGUGAUGUAGAAAUAGAAGCCAGGAUGAAUGUGCAAAUUAUACUCCUGGAAUAAAGGAAAGAGGUUGCAGCCCUCUGGAAUUUGAUAUAAACAGAAGGCAACACUUGUAAAUUAUUGUACUUACAAAAUUUAGAGCAGCAGCCUAGUUUUUACUAUUCACUCAGUAUUUUAAUUUUAAUAAUAAUAUAAUCCUUGCAUUUGAUUUGCAAUAGCGC
Messenger RNA from Callorhinchus milii (elephant shark), 3029 nucleotides. Its product is annotated as ellis-van Creveld syndrome protein. The coding region runs from base 1 to 2772 and encodes 923 amino acids. Lineage: Eukaryota; Metazoa; Chordata; Chondrichthyes; Chimaeriformes; Callorhinchidae. The record is from RefSeq and is a predicted model, not a curated record. Gene Ontology annotation, biological process: smoothened signaling pathway. The transcript is spliced from 20 exons.